Molecule: messenger RNA, 1677 nt
Organism: Henningerozyma blattae CBS 6284
Lineage: Eukaryota; Fungi; Ascomycota; Saccharomycetes; Saccharomycetales; Saccharomycetaceae
Gene: PCM1
Product: phosphoacetylglucosamine mutase PCM1
Exons: 1
Coding region: 1-1677 (558 amino acids)
Biological process (GO): carbohydrate metabolic process; UDP-N-acetylglucosamine biosynthetic process
Molecular function (GO): phosphoacetylglucosamine mutase activity; magnesium ion binding
Source: RefSeq, a predicted model, not a curated record
AUGGUAUUCCAACUAGAUUUAUCAAAGACUACUGAUUUAUUCCAUAAAAUUUGUAAAACUAAGAACCAUGUCUAUACUUAUGGUACAGCUGGGUUUCGUGAUAAAGCCGCCAUUCUAGAUACUGUAAUGUUUACUACAGGCUUUGUUGCUUGUUUACGUUCAUUGUCUCAUGAUGGUAAAGCUGUAGGUGUAAUGGUUACAGCUUCUCAUAAUCCUCCAGUUGAUAAUGGGGUUAAGAUUGUGGAACCCAAUGGGAGUAUGCUAAGCCAAGAUUGGGAACCAAUUGCUACUGAUCUAGCAAAUUUAGCUUCUCAAGGUAAAAUUGAUGAAUUAGUUCAAUUUGUUAAUGCCAAACUGAUUGAAUUGAAUUCAAACAAAGUUCCAACUUUAAUUGUCGGUCGUGAUUCGAGGGAAUCAAGUACUUCAUUAUUAGAAUGUUUAAAAGAAGGUUCAUUAAAAUUAUUUGAUGCUAAAAUUGUUGAUUAUGAAUUAUUGACCACUCCACAAUUACAUUUCUUAACAAAUGCUUAUAAUUUAGAAAAAGAUUUACCAAAGGAAACUGAUUAUUAUCAUCAUUUUAACAAUGCAUGGGAUCAACUAAUUUCUAUAAAUAAUGAUGCUUCAUCUUCUACAUCAAACAAAAUCGAAUCAUUAAUAAUUGAUUCUGCUAAUGGUAUUGGUGGUCCAAAAAUGGAAAACUUAUUAAAAUAUUGGAAAACAAAUUAUAAGGUUAGGUUAAUUAAUAAUAACUGGAAACGUCCAGAAUCCCUAAAUAAUAAUUGUGGUGCAGAUUACGUAAAGACAAACCAAAAAUUACCAAAUGGUAUUACUACAGAUAUCAUAAAUGAAAGUUCAAAAAAUGUAAUCCAUUGUUCAUUUGACGGUGAUGCUGAUAGAGUAGUUUUCUAUUAUCAAGAUCCACAAUCAAACACUUUUAAUCUUUUAGAUGGUGAUAAAAUUUCGACACUUUUCGCUAAUUUCAUUUCAAUGCAAUUAAAAUUAGCUGGCAUUGAUUAUGAAAACGAAAUUAAAUUAGGGGUUGUUCAAACUGCUUAUGCAAAUGGGAGUUCUACUAACUACCUACAACAAAACUUGAAGAUUCCAGUCGCAUGUGCCAAGACAGGUGUAAAACAUUUACAUCAUGAAGCUUGCACUAGAUAUGAUAUUGGUGUUUAUUUUGAAGCUAACGGUCAUGGUACAAUUAUCUUCUCGGAAAAUUUUUAUAAAAUCAUUAACCAAAAGAUAAAUGCUGAAUCACAAAUUGAAAACACCCCUAAAUUACGUGCGUUGAAAACUUUAAAAGUACUAUCAGCUUUAAUUAAUCAAACUGUUGGCGAUGCAAUCUCAGAUAUGAUGGGUGUGAUGGCAGUUCUCGCUAUAUUGAACUGGACUCCACAGAUUUGGAAUAAGGAAUAUACUGAUUUACCAAACAAAUUGGCAAAAUUAGUGGUACCAGAUAGAUCUGUCUUUGAAACUACUGAUCAAGAACGUAAAUUAACAUCCCCAGCUGGAUUACAAUCUAAAAUUAAUAAGAUCGUUGCAAAGUAUGAAAAUGGUAGAUCAUUUGUUAGAGCUAGUGGGACUGAAGAUGCUGUCAGGGUUUAUGCAGAAGCUUCAGAUGAUGUAAAUAAACUUUGCCAAGAAGUUCUUGAUGCUACUGCAGAAAGUGUUAAUUAA